This is a messenger RNA of Macroventuria anomochaeta, 1224 nucleotides long. RefSeq lists its product as uncharacterized. The transcript is spliced from 3 exons. The record is from RefSeq and is a predicted model, not a curated record. Lineage: Eukaryota; Fungi; Ascomycota; Dothideomycetes; Pleosporales; Didymellaceae. The coding region runs from base 108 to 893 and encodes 261 amino acids.
AAGCCUAGCAUCUCUUUCUACAAGCCUAGCAUCUCUUCUCCCUCCACAGCACCUACUCCAGCAUCAGCCUAGCAACCUUUACUCUCCCACACAACACCACCGUCAAGAUGAAGCAGUCAAUGAUCCUCCUCGCCGCUGUCGCUGGCGCUGCCACCGCCCAGUCUCUCGGUUCUUGCGCACAAAUGUGCGUCAACAACAUGAACUUGAUCGCCAACACCGAGUUCAGUUGCCCUGCUGGCGACACUGCCUGCUUCUGUACUCAGUCCAACUGGGCCUACGGUGUCCGCGACUGCUCCCGCCAGGCCUGCUCUCAGGAGGAGGCCGGUCAGGCUGUUAGCUACGCUGCCGGUCUCUGCCAAGGCGUCGCCUCCACUGCUCAGGGUUCUGCUUCUGCUCCUGCGGCGCUGCCCAUCCUGUCUUCGGCUGUCGCUAGUGCUUCUGGCGCUACUGGUACCGCAUCAGGUGAGGCUUCUGCCACUGGCAGCGCUUCCCAGUCCGCUAUCACCACCGUGCCCCUAGUUGCUACCGUCACCAACUCUGACGGCAGUGUCCAAACCACUACCUCUGGUUUCAGCACUGUUUACAGCUCAGGAGCGCUAACAGAGUCUGCAGCAAGCGCGGCCUCAAGUGCAGCUUCCUCCGUCGCUUCCGAGCUCAGCUCCGGCUUGUCCUCGAUCGCUGAGUCUGCCUCGUCUGCUCUUGCAUCCGUCAGUGGCUCCUUGAGCUCUGUUGUCGCCUCUGCCACCAGCGCCGCUGGUUCUGCUGUUUCUUCUGCUACUAGUGCCGCCGGUUCCAGUACUUCCUCCAGCGUCCCCUCGCAGGGUGCCGCUCCCAAGGUCACCGGUGUCCCCGUCGCCGCCGGUCUUGCUGCCGCUGCCUGGUUCCUCAUCUAAGCGCCUCGUACGCUGUCCAAGGUCCUACCUCGAAGGAGUAAUGUGCAUAAUGGAUAAUGAGGUGGAACAGUAAUGCGGGGAGGACUUGGAUAUAUCGCUGUGCUCGCGGCGAUGGAUUGAAUACACUCCAUGGUAUUCGAGUCGAGUCGCAGGACUCGAUUUACGAUAUUCACACGAUGGUUUGAUGACUACGACUCAUUACGCCAAUGGUUCUUCAUGUAUACGCGCCUUAGCGCUUUGAUACCCUCACUCUAGGCCUGUGGGAAAGGGUUCCGGUGUUUGGGCGCUGGUAGAUAGUAAUGACUGAAAUACGAUAAUUCACUCACAUCAC